AUGGCAGGUACAGGCUAACAACUUAAAGGAUAGAUUAACAUUCCAAUUAUAUCUUCUAUCAGAUUAGGAAAUUCUAAACAAACUAUCUCAAGCAACACCAGGAAUCAUAAUCUUAGAUAAAGAACUUAUAUUCCCAUAAGGAGUAUACAGGAAACUUUUAACUAUAUUUAGUAGAACCAAAUACCCUCUUAGAAGUACCUAUAGUAUGUUAUGAGUUAGUAAAUAUAGUAGCAAGAUGAUUCGAAUCUGAUUUACACAAAGGAAAAAAUUAAGAAGCUCAAAGAUGAGAAAAUAAAGCUUCAUCUACUAUUAACUGAUACUGAGGAGAAAUUCAAAAGGAAAUUAGAUAAAGUGAGAAGAAAAUCAGAGGAUUUGCAAGAUAAAUAAUCUAGAGUUAGAGGUAAACGACUAAAGGACACUAAUCACAUGUAUCUCAACUAAAUAAAGCAAUAAAUGGUUCUCUCCAGGAUUUAAGAAUAGGAACUUAUCAAGCUCAGAAAAGAAUAAUAGAGAACGAAGAGCUUCAAGCUCAUAAAAAGAGCAUUGAUCUGUAUUCUUCUAGUAAAUUAUGAUUUAGGUACUGGAUAGAGUAUCAAUCUAGAUUCGAACAAGAUUAAACUUCCAGAUUUCUUUAAAUAGUAGAGUAUGACUUCUAAUUUAAUGCUUGCCAAUAUUGGUGAUAACAAACUAAUCGAAGAAAACAGCAAUUGA
Messenger RNA from Stylonychia lemnae, 711 nucleotides. The record is from the annotation of a GenBank genome assembly. NCBI's taxonomy places the organism in Eukaryota, Ciliophora, Spirotrichea, Sporadotrichida, Oxytrichidae.